AGUGGCGUUGUUGUAGUAGAAUAUGAAUUUAAAAGAACAACGGUCAAUCGUAUCUUGACGGGUUAAAUUUGUUUUUAUGUCGUAUGUGCACGUAUUCAUAUAAGUUGUGUUUGAAAAUAAGAAGGAAAGUUACAAAUAAGGUACGAGAAUGGCUAAUUUGUCCGAAUGGGAACCGCUAAUAGAAAAAACGACUGUAAAUCUUCGAAACGCAUUGUCUACAUUACAGUCGAUAUGGACAGACAUAGGAUUUACAGAAGAAGCUCGUGCCCUAUAUUGCGAACAAGCCUUCAAUCAUAUACACGAUCUAUUAAAUGAUAUGAUUAACGAAUCGCAAGACAAGAAAACUGCGUUAUUGAAUAACGUUAAACAACUGGUGGAGCAAGUUUCUGUAAUGAGCAAAGAAUUAGGUAUGGACGCAAGAACUACUGGAUACGAAGAUUUACCGUUGAAAGAAGUCGAGGAAGUGCUGCGCACUGACUUCCGCAAAUUGCAAUAUUGCAAGGAGCAGCGUUUGUCGCUCCUAAAGGAACUACAUGCAAAGGAACACAGUCUUUGCAUAAUGCUUGGCACCCAGCCAAUUGGUAUUGAGGAAAAGUUACCUACCGAGGAAGAACUUAACAGUUUUAAACUUUACCUUGAAACCCAGGAAGGAGAAAAAAAUCGUUUGGAAUCGAAUUUUAAAGAAAUGCGUAGAGGAAUUGUUAAAAUGAUGGAUGAAUUAGGUAUUUCACCAUCCACAAAUUUUGAACACUUGGUUUAUAAAGAUAGCGAAAACUUUGUUUUCAGCAGUAAUAAUAUGUCAAAAUUGAGGGAACUUAAGGAUCAUCUUAAACAUCAGGUGGAAAGAGCAAAAGAAUAUGUAGAAAGUAUUAAACAAGAGUUAAUUGCUUUAUGGAAAUACCUGGAUGAACCAGAACGUGUGUGUCAAUCAUUUCUUAGUAGUUAUGUAGGAUAUAGUACUGCAACUAUAGGUACAUUACAAACAGAAUUGGAGAGAUGUAAAGAGAAGAGGAAACAGAAUAUUUCAAGAUAUGUAUCACAAGUUAGAUCUGAAUUGGUAAAACUAUGGGAUCAAUGUAAAUUCAGUGAACAGCAGAGGAAACAGUUUAACUACUUUAAUUGUCAGACAUAUACAGAAGAUUUACUGACGUUACAUGAGCUUGAAGUAAAAAGACUACAAGAUUUUUAUAAAGCCAAUAAGUCUAUAUUUGAACUCUUAGAAGAGAGAAAUGAUUUAUGGUCAAAAAUGAAAGAACUACUACAACGUGCAAACGAUCCAGAUCGCUUCUACAAUAGAGGUGGUCAAUUGCUAAUGGAGGAAAAGGAGCGUAAAACAAUUCAGAAAAAAUUACCAAAAAUAGAAGAGCAAUUGAGGACUUUAAUACAACAAUUUGAAAGUGUCAAUGAAGAACCAUUUACUGUUAAUGGAAUGUCAGUAGAUGAGUUGUUGAAAGAAUCUUGGGAACAUCUAAAUGAAGAAAAAGAAACAAUAAAGAAAGCCAGAAAAGAGGCUAAAGAUAAAUCAGUUAAAAAAAUAACAUUAAGUGCAUCUAAGAAGAUUGUUUCGAAUUCAGGAAAAAAAACACCAAGUGUAUUGAGUACUAAAAGGCACACACCACAUAGUAUUUCAAAGAGAAAAUUGUUGUUCACUCCUUCCCCAAAUACUUCAGCAAAACGUAGAAAUCUAAGCAUAAAGAAUAGUGGAUCUAAAAACAGAAGAAGUGGGAGAGUUUCUAAGAAAAUUAUACAGUCUGCUAACAAGUCAUCUAAAAGUAGCACAAAGAAAGAAAAUUCUGAAUCUCAAUCUUCAACUGUGACAAAUACAACUUACAAUCAAUUUAAAGAACAUUUAGAAGAUAGAAGAGAGCUGAGGAGUUCUUUAUUGCCAGAACAAGUAUUAAUGAAUGCAACUAGAGCAAAUGUAAAAACCCCAGUAAGAACACCUGCUAAGCCACUAAGGAAAAAUAUGCCAAUAAUAACAAUAACUACAACACCUAAGUUAUCUAAAUCACAGACACAUAAAUCACCUCGCAGUCCUAGGCUUGUACAAGCAACAAGACUAGCUGCAGUAUCAACAAAUUUGCCAAUCAUUUUUUAA
This is a messenger RNA of Dufourea novaeangliae, 2098 nucleotides long. Its product is annotated as protein regulator of cytokinesis 1-like. Bases 149 to 2098 code for a protein of 649 amino acids. Gene Ontology annotation, molecular function: microtubule binding. The record is from RefSeq and is a predicted model, not a curated record. NCBI's taxonomy places the organism in Eukaryota, Metazoa, Arthropoda, Insecta, Hymenoptera, Halictidae. The transcript has a single exon. Gene Ontology annotation, cellular component: spindle; mitotic spindle midzone; cytoplasm. Gene Ontology annotation, biological process: mitotic spindle midzone assembly; microtubule cytoskeleton organization.